This is a messenger RNA of Balaenoptera musculus (blue whale), 2356 nucleotides long. RefSeq names its product zinc finger protein 426-like. The record is from RefSeq and is a predicted model, not a curated record. Gene Ontology annotation, biological process: regulation of DNA-templated transcription. The transcript has 6 exons. The coding region runs from base 446 to 2101 and encodes 551 amino acids. Lineage: Eukaryota; Metazoa; Chordata; Mammalia; Artiodactyla; Balaenopteridae.
UUCUUGAGCCGUUUCCGGUUGGUCGUGGUCCGGCUCAAGCCGGCGUCCGGUAGGCCGGCACGUAGGAGAGGGAAACAGGUGGAAAGAGGAAUUAGAACGAGUUUGUCCUGGGCCACCCUGGGGUCUGCUUAGAGAGGCCUACGCCGCUCACUUCCGCCGCGGCCUCGGGGCCUCCUGGAACGGCCAGGUUCAGAGGCCGCUCCGGCGAAAUAUCGUAAGGGCGCUUCUGUGGGGUCGUUUAGGUUUCAUCCUGUGCUCCCCUCUUCAAAAGCCUCCAAAGCAGCCUUCGUGAUUUUUCUUCGAGAGGUAAAGAAUUUUCGCCUUUAGGGUCCGUUGACUCCAGCCCCGUGUCCUCGAGUCCUCACGCACGCGGCAAUUCCGGCACAUGCCGGUGUUCUAAGGACCCUUUCAGCUUCCUGAGGAAAAGAUAGAGGCAGAAAGGAUAAUGGCUGAGUGUUUGAGAAGUUGUUCUCGGGACUCAGUGACCUUUGCUGAUGUAGCUGUGGACUUCACCCAGGAAGAGUGGACUUUACUGGACCCCUUUCAGAGAAACCUAUACAGAGAUGUGAUGCUGGAGAACUACAAGAACCUGACCACAGCAGGGUAUCAAUCAUUGAAACCCACUCUGAUCUCUUGGUUGGAACAAGAUGAUUUGAGGACAGUGGAAAGAAGAGGAGUCCUCCAAGGCUCAGCAAUUCAGCAGGAUAAUCUUGGGGGAGAAACAUCUGUUGAGAUGGAAACAGUAACAUUGGCAAGAAUCCACAAUGGAUGGAAACUCUGUAAUUGUGAGCAAUAUAGGAAAGACUUCAGUGAACACUUGAGCCUUAGGACAGGCAGGAGAACUCAAAAUGGAGGCAACACUUACAAGCAUAAUGAGUAUGGAAAAGGCUUCCUUACUCUGCAGAAGAAAACCUCUACGGUUGCGAAGCAUUUUGUGUUUAAUCACUGUGGGAAAGCCAUCAUCCUGACUCCAAAUAUUGUGAAUGGGAAAACCAGUGUGGGAGAGAAAGCCUUGGAAUGCAGUGAUGGUGAGGAAGCUUGUGUGAAUCAGCCUUCUCUUCAGGCACAAGUAGUAACUCAGAAUGGGGAAAAACGCUGUGAACAGAGGGAACAUGGGAGAGCUUCUUUUCACUCCACAAGGCGUGGUAUACCUCUACGAAAUCACACCACAAAAAAAAGUUAUGAAUGUAAGGAGUGUGGGAAAGUCUACAAAUAUCAUAUAUCCAUUAAAAUUCACAUGGGAACCCACAAUGGAGAGAAACCCUAUAAAUGUAAGGAAUGUGGGAAAGCUUUCGUUAUAGCUUAUGAACUUAAGAGGCAUAUAAAAUCUCAUACUGGAGAAAAGCCCUUUAUAUGUAAGGAAUGUGGGAAAGCCUUCAUUAGAGCUGAUCACCUUAGGAGCCAUAUAAAAUCUCAUACUGGAGAGAGGCCCUUUAUAUGUAAGGAAUGUGGGAAAGCCUUCAUUAGAGCUUAUCACCUUAGGAGCCAUAUAAAAUCUCAUACUGGAGAGAGACCCUUUAUAUAUAAGGAAAGUGGAAAAUCCUAUUUUUAUCCCUUAUUCCUUAAUGAUCACAUGCAAAAUCAUAGUGAAAUAAAAGUGCAUAAAUGUAGGGAGUGUGGGAAAGCCUUCCUAACUUCCUAUAGACUUAAAGAACAUAUAAAAUCUCAUAGUGAAGAGAGGCCUUUUCCAUGUGAAAAAUGUGGAAAAUUCUUUAAAAGUUCUUCAUAUCUUAAGAUUCACAAUCGAAUUCACACUGGAACAAAACCAUAUAAAUGUACGGAAUGUGGUAAAGCCUUCAUGAGGCCUUUUGUACUUACUGAACAUAUGAAAACUCAUGCUAGAAAGUUUUUAUGUGAAGAUUGUGGAAAAUUUUUUGUCAGAUCUCAGUUCAGGGACCAUAGAAAAUCUCACAUUGGAGAGAGGCCCUUUCUAUGUGAUCAGUGUGGAAAAUCCUUUAAACAUUCCUUAUACCUUCAUCGUCACAAGACAAUUCACUCUGGAAUAAAACCUUACAAAUGUGAGAAAUGUGGGAGAGCCUUCACUUGGAAAUCAGACCUUUCUAAACAUGUCCAAACUCAUGGUGGAGAGAAAGAAACCUGAGGAUGUAAACAAUGUGAGAAAUCCUUCAGUUAUUCCAAUUCCUCAGGAAAAACUCACCCUCUAGCAAAAUCAUGUAAAUGAAGAAUAUGUGAGAAAGCCUUCAAUUCUCUUAGUUCGUUUGUCUUGAAAGAAAUCACUUUGUCUAACUGAUGUCAGGUAUGUGGGAAAGCCCUCAGUGGCCCUGAUACACUUGACGUGAAAAGAUACACUUGACGUGAAAAGAGCACACUGGAGAGAUGGUCUUCAAGCAUAAGG